AUGAAGCUGGACCUGCUGACCUGCCUGGCUCUGGCCGCCGCCGGCCUCGUCGCCAUGGUGACCGGCGGCCGCACCUCCAACCGUCGGAAGCACAAGGAGGUUUUCCUGGGCGAGAACAGCAAGUUCAAGUUUGGAGGACGUAUCGACUACAAGCUGAAGCGACAGGACAGCACCAAAACUCUGCUGAUAAAAACUGAACAACUGCUGAGGAUCGAGGAGCACGACUUCGCCAUGAGGCCGGGCUUCGGAGGUGAGACCAUCCCUGUGGGCAUCGACGUGCAGGUGGAGAGCAUCGACAGCAUCUCAGAGGUCAACAUGGACUUCACCAUGACUCUGUACCUGCGUCACUACUGGAAGGACGAGCGCCUUUCGUUUCCGUCUCGAACCAACCGGAGCAGGACAUUUGACUCGCGGCUGGUGAAGAAGAUCUGGGUUCCGGACGUCUUCUUCGUGCACUCCAAGCGCUCCUUCAUCCACGACACCACCAUGGAGAACAUCAUGCUGCGGGUUUACCCCGACGGAAACAUCCUCUACAGCGUCAGGGUGACGGUGACGGCGCUCUGCUCCAUGGACUUCAGCAGCUUCCCCCUGGACACCCAGAACUGUUCGCUGGAGCUGGAGAGCUACGCCUACAAUGAGAACGACCUGAUGCUGUACUGGAAGAACGGAAACGACUCUCUGAGGACGGACGAGAUCGUCUUAUCGCAGUUCUUCAUCGAGCAUUUCCAGGCCUCCAGCGGCCUGGCUUUCUACAGCAGCACCGGUUGGUACAAUCGUCUGUUCAUUAACUUCAUCCUGCGGCGGCACAUCUUCUUCUUCAUGCUGCAGACCUACUUCCCCACCAUGCUGAUGGUGGUCCUGUCCUGGGUGUCCUUCUGGAUCGACCGGAGGGCCGUUCCUGCUCGAGUGUCUCUGGGUAUCACCACAGUGCUCACCAUGUCCACCAUCAUCACCGGAGUGUCCUCCUCCAUGCCUCAGGUGUCGUAUGUGAAGGCGGUGGACAUCUACCUGUGGACCAGCUUCCUGUUCGUCUUCCUGUCUGUGAUCGAAUACGCAGCUGUGAACUACUGCACCACUCUGGAGGAGAUGAGGAAGAUGAAGAGGGGGAAGAUCCCCUCCACCUUCAAUGCCAGCCAAGCGAUGGCCUUCGACGGCUGUUUCCACGACAAUGACAUCGAGCUGACUCCGUUCCCUCGGAUGGCGCCCACCCUGACCACCGACCCCCUCACCCCGCCGCCCCAGAACCUGGACGUCCGGCCCACAGAGGGGACUCGCCUCCGCCGGCAGCGCUCGGUGCGUGAGAACGUGGACCUGCUGGUCAGCAACAGCUACAUGAUCGACUCGUAUUCGCGGCUGGCCUUCCCUCUGUCCUACCUGCUGUUCAACACCAUCUACUGGAGCCUCUACUCCUGAUGGGCUGCUGGAGGCCCUACAGGGUCAAUGGAGGCCCCGGGUGGAUCCUCUGGGGCUCCUCGCUGGAUUUACUCGUCAUUUCAGGGCUCGUCCAGCUCCGUCAUGUUCACUGCUCGAGAGAUUAACCUGAAAACACUGGAGUCCGUCAGAAGGAACUCUCUUAUUCUGCACAAUUGUUUCACUCAGACUCAUGGAAGUGGCUUAUAACCUGAGAUCACACCAACAGAAUCUGAUUUUUUUUAAAAUAAUCUGUGUCUUUUCUUUUUGUGCUUCAUAGUGACCUCAAACUUUUAUUUCUGAGCGAUGUUAUUUACCCAUUUCUUUAGCUACAAGGACAUUCAAGUGAAAAUGUGUUUUUUUUCUUCUUCAAAUAAAAGCACAUUUGAUUGGGACAAACAAACUACUAAACAUGUAAUUUAUUUUAUUUGAUGCAUUUUUAAUUGACUUUUUGUGCUGUAGCUGCUGCCCUGAAGUCACUGUCCUUACUGUGAUUUUAUCUUUAGAAAUAAAGAAAUAAUUUUAAUCUGAUCUGAAGUAACUACGUCAUAAAUACUAUUUGAAAUAUUUUACAUAGAAAACCAUUUAUAUGGAUGUAUGUGGUUGAAAUUCUGCCCUCGGAAAUGUCUAGAAAUACCAAUAGUGAUCAUUUUGAAUUGUAAAAUUUCAUA
This is a messenger RNA of Acanthochromis polyacanthus (spiny chromis), 2081 nucleotides long. Its product is annotated as gamma-aminobutyric acid receptor subunit rho-3. Lineage: Eukaryota; Metazoa; Chordata; Actinopteri; Pomacentridae. Gene Ontology annotation, molecular function: GABA-A receptor activity; neurotransmitter receptor activity; extracellular ligand-gated monoatomic ion channel activity. Gene Ontology annotation, cellular component: neuron projection; GABA-A receptor complex; synapse. The record is from RefSeq and is a predicted model, not a curated record. Gene Ontology annotation, biological process: regulation of membrane potential; nervous system process; signal transduction.